CUGGCAUGCGUACGAACCCCAAGAUGCCCUCACUCGGCGUGAAUGCAGAUGAUAUCGAGAUGAUAACAUCUAUAUAUAGGUAUAUAAAGUCUAGAACCUCAUACAUGACUGCACUCCCCUCGAUCCUAUCUAUUCUCAGCACGCUCACUCUAAUCAUUAGUCUUCUACAAAGUAGAGACAGCAGGUCCAGAUGUCCGAGUGAAAAAAGCCGUCUCAAGAACUUAUUCCAUAUUCAUCUUUGGCCUUUCUUGAUGAUCUUAGGGGGCUCUUUUCUCGUGGUCGAAAACCGUAUCGGUGAGGUAUAUAUAGAGUCUGGGUUCUAUAGUGAGAGAGGUUCGGUAACGCCGGUACUCCUCUGCGCGUGGUCCGGCAUGCGAUUCAGGGUGAGACAGGGCGGUACUGUGCUGCACCUCGGGGGGUUUUAUCAAAAUCGAUAGUUGGGGUUGUACGGCAUUGUAGCGAGGGGAGGGCCUAGAAGGACGGGAGGGAAGGGGAGGUGAGGCUUAAACCUUUUGAGUUUUGGGGUUUGUGUAAUAGGGGUAUGGAGGGUAGGUGGUUAUGCUGUUCCUAUUGUUGGUGUAAGCUUUGUAGAGUGGUUGGGUUUAUUGAGCAGUUCUGGUUGAGAAUCGGCCCAGCUGAAUCUGAAAAUUGUGGCUGGCGGAAGAGAAGGGAAAAUGAGUUUGACAUUCAAUUAAAAA
Molecule: messenger RNA, 698 nt
Organism: Amorphotheca resinae ATCC 22711
Lineage: Eukaryota; Fungi; Ascomycota; Leotiomycetes; Helotiales; Amorphothecaceae
Exons: 1
Coding region: 6-437 (143 amino acids)
Source: RefSeq, a predicted model, not a curated record